Pogona vitticeps (central bearded dragon) is the source of this 863-nucleotide messenger RNA. NCBI's taxonomy places the organism in Eukaryota, Metazoa, Chordata, Lepidosauria, Squamata, Agamidae. The record is from RefSeq and is a predicted model, not a curated record.
AAGCCAGAGGCUUUGAUCCAUCAAUGAAAGAGUCCUACACUAGCUUGUGUACAUGGCAGAUUCCCUUUCAUCAUCAGCAUCACCAUGAAAGUGCUACUGAGACUCUUCCUCUUCCUCACACUGCUCAAAACAGGUGCCCCUCUCAAAUGUGAAACUUGUGAAAGCCAUGGAACCAACUGUACCAGCACAAUGAAGACCUGUCCUCCUCAUAUAUCUACCUGUGCGGUGGCACUUAUUGAAAACGCUCUAGAGGGAGAAAAGAUGGUCAGCGUAAGGAAAGGCUGUGAAUUUUUGGAAAUGUGCCCUACCGAAAUGAUACAAUUCAGUGUGGGAAAUGAAACAACCUACAGGGCAAAUGUCAUCUGUUGCAUUGGUGCUAGCUGUGAAAUUGUCUAUCCGUAUUUACAAUUACCACCCAUACAGCCAAAAACCAAUGGGAUGAAAUGCCCUGCAUGUUACACCAAAACAGGAACAUGCGGGCAUGAAAUGGUGGCUUGUACUGGACUGCAGAAGUUCUGCUUUGAAGUGUCAUCAGUGUCCUAUGCAGGUGGAGAAGAAGUGGAGAGAAUCAUGAAGGGCUGUACAACUGAAUCCGUCUGUGCUUCGUUAAGAAAUGGCCAUCCCCUUUUGGUCAGCCAUGAUCUUGUGAAGUCUGCCAGGUGUACACCUGACGUUUUUAGCCAUUCCGAGACUACCAAGCUCCUCAUACCAUCUUUCUCUGGGCUGCUACUCUUGGCAAUCUUUUUUUAAAAGAUGCUUUAUGUGACUGCAUCAACACAACAUUGAGUUGUGUCUCCGUUGAGUACGCACACCACUUUCUGUCUACACAGGUUGGCCCUCCUGAAGGAGCUUCUCUUUUUGCC